CAGUCGUCGUCGUUUGUUUUGGACGGUGGGCCAGGCCAGGCGCAGCGAAAGAUCUCAGCAGGCAGCUGUGCCGAAACAGCCGAGACGAACACAACAUCCUCUCGCCUGACAUUUCGGCCGCACUUUCGGCCAUGAGCACCGAGGAGAAGUUCCGGGCGGCCGUCAACGUCAUCCGCAGCCUGCCCAAGAACGGCUCGUACCAGCCGUCGUACGAACUGCAGCUGCGAUUCUACUCGUACUUCAAGCAGGCCACUGAGGGCUCCUGCUCCGAGUCGCAACCGGCCUUCUGGGAAGUGGUCCGCAGGAAGAAAUGGGAGGCCUGGAAGAAACUGGGCAACAUGCCCAAGGAGCACGCCAUGGAGAGCUACGUCGAGGAGCUCAAGAAGAUCGUGGAAACGAUGUCUUACAAUGAGAACGUGGCCGAGUUCCUGGGCUCCCUUGGCUCAUUCUACGAGGCUGUUCCUCAAGAAGAUUUGCAACUGGCUGUUGGUGACAUAAUUGAGCGAGUGAGCAGCAGAGACACAAGCCCGACCCAUUCCACUAAGUCGCCAUCAAAAUAUAACCUGAGCCAAGCUCCCGAGCCUGUAGACGACGACGAAGAUGAGUACGACGACUUUAAAGAUUCCUUAGUCGAGGUGAGGCAAGAAGACAUUGAAGGAGUGCAACACAAAUCAUCAGCUAAAAAGAACGGACACGCAAUUAAACCAGCUGAAGAUGCCACAGAACUUGCCACUAGGAUUUCCACCAUGAACCAAAAAAGCCUCGAUCAGCAGGUUGCCGAACAACUACGAGAAACAACACGUCAACUCCAGAGAGACCUGGAUCGAUUGAACUCCCGAGUUAGAAAACUUGAGGACAAAAACAAUCAGCCCAAGGAGGAAAUAGCUCCGAGGGGAUUCUGGCCAUUGAACGACGUUUCACCCCGCACGGCGAUGAUUAUUGUUUUGUGGCCGCUGGUUGUGCACGCAGCUGUGGCCGUGUGGCGGUCGAGGCAGCGCCGCUGAAGAAGCUGACUGUUACCUUGUUGGGCCAUUUCCAGACAGACAUCAUAUAUUUCUUUUGAUAUCCUCAAUUGACUAGUCCUUUCUCUCUGUGGAUAUUCCUAAAUUAUGAGUUGUAGUUUACAUACAUGCGGUGAUAUUUGUCAAAUAAUGAUUAAUUACUAUUAAGGUUACGUUUGCUUUUUUGUUGAUGUUAUUUACUGCCACUUUCAACACAUUCUAUAUUAUACGAAAUAAACAGUUUUUAUAUU
Messenger RNA from Neocloeon triangulifer, 1252 nucleotides. Its product is annotated as acyl-CoA-binding domain-containing protein 5. The record is from RefSeq and is a predicted model, not a curated record. Gene Ontology annotation, molecular function: fatty-acyl-CoA binding. The transcript has 6 exons. Lineage: Eukaryota; Metazoa; Arthropoda; Insecta; Ephemeroptera; Baetidae. Gene Ontology annotation, biological process: fatty acid metabolic process. Bases 132 to 1004 code for a protein of 290 amino acids.